This is a messenger RNA of Prorocentrum cordatum, 1013 nucleotides long. NCBI's taxonomy places the organism in Eukaryota, Dinophyceae, Prorocentrales, Prorocentraceae. The record is from the annotation of a GenBank genome assembly.
GCCCGGGUCGCCCUCGCCCGCGGCGUCGGCCACGCUGCCGAGCAGCGGUGGCGCGACGCCCACGCUGCAGGCGCCCUCGGCGGCGGCGUCGGCCACGCUGCAGGCGCCCAGCGGCGGCGGGACGCCUACGCUGCAGGCGCCGCCGACGCUGUCAGCCGGCGACGCUGCUGGCACCGCGCAGGUUGUCGGCGGUGCGGUGCUGGUUGACGUCAUCGUCUCCCAGCUCCAGGAUCCCGUGUCCGCCGAAGCCGAGUUCAGCGCCAACAUGGACAUGAUCAAGUCGAGCCUGCUGCUGAGCACGAUCGCCGACGCGGAGAUCAUGGCGCACGAGAGCGGGGACGCCAUGCGCGUCGAGGACGUCGUGGUCAGCCAGGCCAGCAACGACCUGGCCUCCGCGGUGGGCGACCCGCACCUCAGGAGCGUCACCGGGAAGAAGUUCGACGUCAACAUGCCCGGCAGCUAUGUGCUGCUCCGGGCCCCCCAGGACCGGCGGCUGCCCGCCCGGCUGGAGCUGAACGCCACGCUGCGGCCCUCGGCGGGGAGCCCCUGCGGCCUCUACAUCAAGAGCCUCGAGCUCGGGGGCGAGUGGCUGGGCGGUCAGGAAGUGAGCAUCGUGCCGCUCCAGCGCGACGCCGAGGGCCAGAACGGCGCGGGCAACAGCACGCUCCACCCGUUCUCCGUGCGGGUCCGGGCCCAUCCGGGCGCCCCAGACGCGGCGCAGGGCGAGUACGAGCAGUGGGCCGACUUCCGCAAGGAGCAACCACAAUCUGUCUGGGCGCGUCCGCAUCGUGCCCGUGUGGAGGCAGCUUUACGCCGACGCCGGCAGGGCGCAGGAGGCGCAGGCGUUCCAGUUCCACAUCCGGGGCGCCGGCUCUGGGUACGAGACCACGUUCGAGGCGGCCCAGGCGGCCCACCAGGCGCUCGACUUCCGGGCGGGCGGACUGCGGAGCCUCGGCUUCGAACAGCUCGGCGGCUUGCUCGGCACGGAAGAGCACGACCAGCGAGUGGAACGG